Cebus imitator (Panamanian white-faced capuchin) is the source of this 1789-nucleotide messenger RNA. It is a transcript of the gene ADA, whose product is annotated as adenosine deaminase. Gene Ontology annotation, molecular function: adenosine deaminase activity. The record is from RefSeq and is a predicted model, not a curated record. Bases 44 to 1789 code for a protein of 581 amino acids. Gene Ontology annotation, cellular component: external side of plasma membrane; cytosol. The transcript has 13 exons. Gene Ontology annotation, biological process: T cell activation; inosine biosynthetic process; hypoxanthine salvage. Lineage: Eukaryota; Metazoa; Chordata; Mammalia; Primates; Cebidae.
UUUAGGAAGCAGGUGAGCUUCUCCAUCCUUGUCUCCAGUCUAGAUGCAGAGAACCCCAAAGCCCUGCAGGACGGCAAAGCUGCAACAUAGAAGUCACCCAGAUCACCAUAUGAAGGAAAUCUGCCCUCCAACCAAGAACACCUGCCUUGCAAUGUUAGGUGUCUGCCUCCUGCUCUGGUCAACAGCCAGGAGCUCAGGAGCCAGCAGCCAGCCUGGAAGACCUAGAGCUCUCUCUUGGAGGGCUGCUGUGGCUUUCCAUGUUCGUGAUGACUACGUCUCUGAGUUUCUGUGCAGUCUCUGCUUCCUGGGACCAGGGAAGAAUGGUCCCAUAAGUCUCACCCUAAUGGUAGAACUGCACGUCCACCUAGAUGGAGCCAUCAAGCCGGAAACCAUCUUAUACUAUGGCAGGAGGAGAGGGAUCACCCUCCCAGCUAACACAGCAGAGGGGCUGCAGAACGUCAUCGGCAUGGACAAGCCGCUCUCCCUCCCGGGCUUCCUGGCCAAGUUUGAGUAUUACAUGCCAGCUAUCGCGGGCUGCCGGGAGGCUAUCAAAAGGAUCGCCUAUGAGUUUGUAGAGAUGAAGGCCAAAGAGGGCGUGGUGUACGUGGAGGUGCGCUACAGCCCUCACCUGCUGGCCAACUCCAAAGUGGAGCCAAUCCCCUGGAACCAGGCUGAAGGGGACCUCACCCCAGACGAGGUGGUGGCCCUAGUGGGCCAGGGCCUGCAGGAGGGGGAGCGAGACUUCGGGGUCAAGGCCCGGUCCAUCCUGUGCUGCAUGCGCCACCAGCCCAACUGGUCCCCUGAGGUGGUAGAGCUGUGUAAGAAGUACCAGCAGCAGACCGUGGUGGCCAUCGACCUGGCUGGAGAUGAGACAAUCCAAGGAAGCAGCCUCUUCUCUGGACAUGUCCAGGCCUACGAGGAGGCUCUGAAGAGCGGCAUUCACCGUACUGUCCACGCCGGGGAGGUGGGCUCAGCCGUGGUGGUAAAAGAGGCUGUGGACAUACUCAAGACAGAGCGGCUGGGACAUGGCUACCACACCCUGGAAGACCAGGACCUUUAUGACAGGCUGCGGCAGGCAAACAUGCACUUCGAGGUAUGCCCCUGGUCCAGCUACCUCACUGGUGCCUGGAAGCCGGACACGGAGCAUGCAGUUGUUCGUCUCAGAAAUGACCAGGCUAACUACUCACUCAACACAGAUGACCCACUCAUCUUCAAGUCCACCCUGGACACUGAUUACCAGAUGACCAAACGGGACAUGGGCUUUACUGAAGAGGAGUUUAAGAGGCUGAACAUCAAUGCAGCCAACUCCAGUUUCCUCCCAGAAGAUGAGAAGAGGGAGCUUCUCGACCUCCUCUAUAAAGCCUAUGGGAUGACACCUUCAGCCUCUGCAGGUAGGUUCCUGUCUGGGCUUUCUGUGGGACUUCUAGCAAGAUGCUCUUCCUUUCUUGGGCAGCGCCAAGAAGGUGUGAUGACUCCCUGGUUUCUGGGCCCUGGCCGGGAGCAGCAUCUCAUUAGAUUGGCUUGUUUUCCAUAUAACUUCUUGAGAGGCUGUUUGAAGAGGGGACUUUCUGAAGCCCAGUCCCAAAGAUCUGGGGAGACUGGGACAUCUCCAUGGCUGCCCAAAGCUAAGGGCAGGGAGUCGGGCCCAGGCCUGUUCUGCUCCUUUCUACCACUAUGGUCUUGGCAUGGCAUCUCCUUGCCAUCAGUAGGAUGGAGUUCUUUUCUGGUGUCCUAUGAUUUUUACAACAUCCUGGGUACUCCAAGUUGCCUGAUCUUUCUGCUUCUCUGA